GUUUGUCUUAGAAUUAGUUGUGAAUUGCUUUUAAAAGGUUUAGUGCUACAAAAUGGAGAAUAUAAUUGAGGAUUUAAAUAUUGAUGAUUUAGAUUGUGAAAUCACCAAUCAAUAUUUAUAUAUGAUGGCUAAGAAAAUGGAAGAAAAUUAUCCACGUGUAAUUAGCAAUGUUUCCCUCCCUUCCCUAAACUUGGAUGAUUACUUGACACAGGAUUUAAAUGCAGAGUUUAACCCAUCCUUAUCAAUCGAUACUUUGCUUUCAGAAUUGGAGGCAUACUUAAAUCCGUCUUCAUUUGGACAUUCUAUUGAUCAAUUUAAAGACAAUUCAAAUCAACCAAGAGCUAAUCAUUUUAAAGAUAAUCCAUCAUCAUCCGAUCCUUCAACAUCUGCUCCUUCAACAUCUGCUCCUUCUAAGCAAUUAAUAUCGCAAAGUAAAGCAUUUGUUUAUAAACCUGCAAGGCUUCGUCAUCGAAAAAUAUAUAAGAAACCUGCUACCAACGAGAAAAGAAAAUACCGACAAAAAAAAAUCACUGAAGUUAUAGAUUUAACUAAAGAAGAAAAAUGAAAAAAAUCAUUUUAAAAAGAAGUGUUGAAGAAGCUGCAUCCUCUCUACCCCCAUCGUCUGCAAUCGAUUUGAAGAGAAAGCAUGAUGAAGAAGAUUUGGCAUCACCAUCAACAGAACAUGAUAAUUCUAGAAAUAGUAUUACCGAAGAUUCUCAUCCAAGCUGUGUGUCCAUCUCUCCAUCAGAAGAAGAAAGCAAUAACUGGAUAGCAGUUACUUGUUUCGCUAACAGAGUAUUUGCAGGUAGAUUACUAAAUAAUGAAAAUA
Chrysoperla carnea is the source of this 829-nucleotide messenger RNA. RefSeq lists its product as uncharacterized. Lineage: Eukaryota; Metazoa; Arthropoda; Insecta; Neuroptera; Chrysopidae. The record is from RefSeq and is a predicted model, not a curated record. The coding region runs from base 53 to 565 and encodes 170 amino acids. The transcript is spliced from 3 exons.